This is a messenger RNA of Anolis sagrei ordinatus, 3380 nucleotides long. RefSeq names its product suppressor of cytokine signaling 2 (gene SOCS2). Gene Ontology annotation, biological process: intracellular signal transduction; phosphatidylinositol phosphate biosynthetic process. Gene Ontology annotation, cellular component: phosphatidylinositol 3-kinase complex. The record is from RefSeq and is a predicted model, not a curated record. Gene Ontology annotation, molecular function: 1-phosphatidylinositol-3-kinase regulator activity. NCBI's taxonomy places the organism in Eukaryota, Metazoa, Chordata, Lepidosauria, Squamata, Anolidae.
AACCAUUUCCCCGCCUUUCCUUUUGUUUCCUUUUUCCCUUUUAUUCCCUUCCCUCUUCUUGGAAGAGGUUUUCCAAGGAAAGCGUUAUCUCUCCAGGAAAUAGGGAUGCUCCUCGCUUGGGGAAGGUGAGUGCGCCCUUCAGGAGAAAGAAAGAGAAACAGAGCGAGGGAGCGCUCCAGCCAGCAUCUCUUUGGCAAAAGGCAGGGGAAAGGAGCGCGCCUCUUAAAGGGGCCGCCUCCUCUUUCCUCCUCCUCCUCCUCCUCCUCCUCCGCCUCCCACUGCGCUCGCCCCCGCGCCUGGUUUCCUCGACAGCAGCCGCCCUUCAAGCCGCUUAGAUUGAAAGCCAAGCAAAGGAGAGAAGAGGAGAAAAAGGGGCAGCAGGGUGGGAUAGAAGAGGAGGAGGAGGAAGACAGCGGCAUUCCUCCUCUCUCUCUAUCCUCUGUCUCUCUUCGAAUCCUUUGCCCAGGAUGCGCUCCAAGUGCAGAGGAAUCCGGCCGGGACUUUGAGGGCUUCUCUCUGCGGGAGGCUUCUCUUCCUCUUCUUCUUCCUCAUGCUGCCCCUUCCCCGCCCCUCCCUCCUCCACCGUGGCUGGUUGGUGGUUGCCCCCAAAUGACCCUGCGCUCGGAGGAGACCUCGGAUGGCGGCGGAGAAGAGGAGGCGGAGCGCCUGGACUCAGCUAUGCGGGAAUUGCGGCGCGCGGGUUGGUAUUGGGGCAACAUGAGUGUCGCCGAAGCCAAAGAGAGACUGCAAGAAACCUCCGAAGGGACUUUCUUGCUCAGGGACAGUUCUCACUCCGAAUACCUGCUCACAAUUUCAGUGAAAACAUCAGCAGGGCCCACCAACCUGCGCAUUGAGUUUCAGGACGGCAAGUUCAGAUUGGAUUCUAUCAUCUGUGUUCGGUCGAGGCUUCGGCAGUUUGACAGCGUGGUCCACCUGAUUGAGUAUUACGUCCUGAUGUGCAAGGACAGGAGCGCGGUUUCUGAAAUGCCUUCCAACGGAUUGGUUCACCUUUACCUGAAUAAACCCCUCUAUCAUUCGGCUCCGUCUCUACAACAUCAUUGUAGAGUCAUGAUAAACAGGUGCACAAAUCAAAUCCAGGAGCUUCCUCUCCCGACGAGACUGAAGGAAUUCUUGAAGGAAUAUCGGUAUCGGGUAUAAAAUAUGCCACCUACUCUGCCUCAUUUUUUAAUUCUGAAUACAACUGCAUGAAAAUGAUAAUCUUUUGCACUCAGCUACAUAAGAUAGCGUGUAGGUCGCUGAAGGAUAAAAUAAAUCGGGCAAAUGGGUUUAAUGAUCCACUGUCAAAACUGGGACAGACGAGAUAGUUUUCUUCCUCAGUUGCCCACACCUAAACUUCACUUUGAGAAAAUUGCCUUUGAGGGGACAGCAGAUGCAGGCAAGUAAAAAAUGGGCUGGUAAAAAGAAAUUAGUCACUCUCUUUAUCUAUCUACUCCAUUUUCUUUUGUAUUUGUUUUACAUGUGGACCCACUUCUAAAAUCUGAAUUUACUAUACAUAGUUUAUUUACAGAGAACCAAAAUAAUGUCUUGCUAUAUUAUGCAAGAUUCAUGUCAAAAUGGAAUGUGUGAAUUGUGCCUGCCUUUACCUUAAUAUGACUUGUUAUUUUAUUAAUUUAGACCAUUUAUACACUCUACCCUUCAGCCAUAAAGAGCUGAUAGAGUGGGUUACAAAUUGUUAAUUUUUAAAUUCUAUCCCUUAGUUUGAGCCCAUGGUGGUGCAGCAGAUUAAACUGCUGAGCUGCUGAACCAAAAGGUUGGCAGUUCUAAUCCAGGGAGAGGGGCGAGCUCCCACUGUUAGCCCUAGCUUCUGUCCACCUAGCAGCUCAAAAACAUGCAUGAGUAGAUCAAUAGGUACUGCUUCUGCGGGAAGGUAAUGGCCGCUCCAUGCAGUCAUGCUGGCCACAUGAUCUUGGAGGUGUCUAUGGACAAUGCUGUCUCUUUGGCUUAGAAAUGGAGAACUACCCUUCAGAGUUGGACAUGACUAGAUUUAAUGCCAAGGGGAAACCUUUACUUUACCUUAAUAUGAUUUGUUCUUUUAUUCAUUUAGGCCAUUUAUAUACCCUGCCCUUCAGCCAUAAAAAGCUGCCAGAGUGUGUUACAGAUUGUUAAUUUGACAGUUCUCUUAGUUGACAAUCUUAAAAAGACAGCAACAUGAGGGAAAGGGGGCGGCAGUGUGGGAGAGGAGGAAAUCCACCAAAUGCAAAGGGAGAGUCUUUCUUCAAUGAGCGCAUGACAAAAGUUUUUAGGUGUUAUCUAAACUAUGUUGAUGGGCUUUGUAUGACUGAAUUGACAGUAGCUGCCACAAUAGCGACUGGUAUACAUUUUCUUGGAAAAGAUUCACAAUAUUGUAGUUUGAGUGCUGUGUCCUCACACCAGAAAGGAUUAAGGUGGCAGUACACAUUGUGAUCCCAUGCAACAAACUACUAAUGGCUCUUUAAACUUUUUCAUAAAGACCCUUCAGGAACAGGGAUGGUUGGCAAUACAAUUCCAGUUCAUAUUAAAUACUACCUUAGAGGUUGGUGGGAACUAGUUCUAUAGAGAUAGACUCGCUAAAAUCUAAUUUAAUAUUAACUCAAAUGCUCCCUGUGAUGUAUUCUUGCAAUCUUUAAUUUACACAUUAGGUUAAUAAAUUGCUCAUUUUUAUUUAUGACCCAAUGUUAUGGUUCAUAGAAAACAGAGGACACUUAAAAAAUCACAAGGAAAUAAUGUCAAAAAUAUUUUUUUAAGCUGAUCCUAAUGCUCUGCUCCACUUGUGAACAAUCUAUUAAUUCUGCAGAUCAAACCUAUUCACUUUUACUCAAAAGUAGUUGUGCUUAAGGCCCCAUUUGGACAGUCCGGGUACAGACUUGUCAGCUGAUGUAUUCUGAAUCAAAUUAUGAGACUACUAACUACACUGAAUUAAAUCUAAUGAAUUAUGCGUACGUGGUGUUGAACUACAGCGAUCUUUCUUUGCAGAGGAGCUGUAUAAUGUAUAGUAAUCUAGUUAAAAGAAAACUUAUAUAACUUUGAAGUCGGGUGGAAUAGGCAAAUAUUUUACUCUUUUAUGAGGACCCUGUGCAUGCAUUAGGAUAGCAUUGCUAGAUUUUAAUUGGUGUGAAAAGCCACUCUUUUUGUUAUAGAUCCAUUUAUUGCCUAUAAUAGGCCUCCUUUGAAUGAGGCUUUAUAAAUGCCUAGACUGCAACGUUGCAGUUGUGGUUUCCAUGGCUAAACAUGGAAAGCAGCAAUUAUGACUACCUUCUACAGUGUAGAAUUUUUUUAUUCUUAUUUCCUUGAAAUGCAAAUGAGUUUGCCUGUUCUAAAUAUUGUUUGAGGCUGUAACUGUCUGAUUUCAGAUUGUAUUCAAUAAAGUAAAUUGCAGAGGC